AUGGUGGUGCUGGUGUCCAUUGUGGAAGCAGCUGUCAAGACCCUUCUCCUCCUUCUCUGCCUCAUCAGCCUCAUACUGGAAAACCCAGGUCUCUUCUCACAGAGUCAGGUACCACAGGAGGAAGGUGAUGAGGCCCACAAGAGGCAUGAGAGACGCAAACACAGCAUCCAGUUAAUGCCUCAGUCCUGUGACACAGAGACCCUGACACUUACCCUAGAGAUGCUGUGGCUGCUGCUGCUGGCACUGUUGUGGGCAGGGUCCCUGGCUGAGGAUGGAGGAUUUCGGCUGCAAGUGCAGGGGUCUGUGAUGGUGCAGGAGGGCCAGUGCAUCUUCGUGCCCUGCACUGUGAUCUAUCCCAAGAUAGGCUGGACUGAGUCUGACAUAGCUCAUGGCUACUGGUUCCUGGAAGGGGCCAAGUCAGGCGAGGAUGAUCUUGUGGCCACAAACAACCCCAAUCGCAAAGUGAGGGACCAGACCAGGGUCUGAUUCAUCCUCGUUGGGGACCCCCGGACCUACAACUGCUCCCUGCACAUCAGAGAUGCACAGAAAAGGGACACAGGGAGAUACUUCUUUAGGGUGGAGCGAGGGUCCUGUGUGAAAGAGAAUUACAAAAACAACAUGCUCUCUGUUCAUGUGACAGAAAAGAAAUUGGAUCUGGUGCCUGACAUCCACAUCCAGGGGACCCUGGAGUCUGGACACCGUAUUACCUGUACAGUGUCAUGGGCCUGUGACAGAGAGACACCACCCAUCUUCUCCUGGACGGGAACCAACCUUGCACCCCUGGGUCCCAGGACUCCCAACUUCUCAGUGCUCACCCUCACACCAGGGCCCCAGCAGCAUGGCACCAACCUCACCUGUCGAGUGGCCUUGCCAGGUAGUGAGAUCAGGGAGAGGAUCGUCCAGCUCAACCUGACCUACCCCCCACAGCUGCAGGGACCCUCCUGCUCCUGGGAGGAUGAGGGUCUCCACUGCACCUGCUCCUCUUGAGCCCAGCCAGCCCCCUCCCUGUGCUGGUGGCUGGGGGAGGCCCUGCUGGAGGGGAACCACAGCAAUGCCUCCCACACGGUCACCUUCCACUCAGCAGAGCCCUGGGUCAACAGCUCCCUGAGCAUCCGUGGGGAGCUUAUAUCCAACCUCAGGCUGGGAUGUGAGGCCCAGAAUGCCCAUGGGAAAGAGACAGUGACUGUCCUGCUGCUGCCAGGGCGACCAGGAUAUAGGACAGGAGUGAUUCAGGGGGUUGUUGGUGGAGCUGGUGCCUCAGCCCUGCUGGCUGUCUGCCUCGGCCUCAUCAUACUGAGGAUCUGCAGGAAGAAAUGGGCAGAGAAGGCAGAGAGCCAGGAAGGCAUCUCCCAGCUGCCCCCAGUGCCGGCCACCUCCCCCUCAGAGCAUGAGCUCCACUAUGCUGCUCUCAGUUUCCACAACAUGAAACCACACAACACUCAGGCCCAGGAGACUCUGUACUCUGAGGUCAAGAUCCAGAAAUGA
This is a messenger RNA of Phyllostomus hastatus (greater spear-nosed bat), 1485 nucleotides long. Its product is annotated as sialic acid-binding Ig-like lectin 5. NCBI's taxonomy places the organism in Eukaryota, Metazoa, Chordata, Mammalia, Chiroptera, Phyllostomidae. Gene Ontology annotation, molecular function: sialic acid binding. Gene Ontology annotation, cellular component: plasma membrane. Gene Ontology annotation, biological process: cell adhesion. The record is from RefSeq and is a predicted model, not a curated record.